AAAGGAUAUGUCAAGUUAUGAUUUGUAUAAGAAACUAUCAACCAAUGGCGAUAUUAGAUCACAAGAUAUAAAUACAUUGAGCAUCUUCAUUUUUUUUCAUCAGUUGGCAUUAUCAUGUUGACUGACAAAUUUUGGAUCAUAAUUAUGGCUUUUAAGUUCGUGUAUGGAUUUCAAUUUGCUGGAGAAAAUCCAAUAGAUGACACAAGUCAAAAAACGGGACUAAACAAGGUUGACAUGAACCAAUAUAACAAAUAUGAGUCUGAAAAUAAUGAACCGAAUGGCAAAUCAAGUGGUGAGAUAUCAGUUAAUACCGCUGAUAAACGAUUCAACGAGCACUUAAAGCAUCCAUGUUCUUGUCAUUCAGAUCUAAAAUGGGAAGAUUUCGGUGAAAAUGUUUAUCCUCGAUAUCAUCGUUCCAAAAUUUGUAAUACUGACAAAAAUCUGCAAUCGAAUGAAAUCUGCAAGUUUGGCACUAAAUGUAAUAAUAUUUAUCAUAAAAUUUAUUUACUGAAAAUGAGAGAAAAGGAUAUGGAUUUAUUGCAAGAGGAGCACGGUACUUUACCGAACAACCUCAAACGCGAUUAUUACUGGCAUACAAAAAAAAUCUCAAUCGAUUGUCGUUGCAUUUUUUAA
Molecule: messenger RNA, 633 nt
Organism: Clunio marinus
Lineage: Eukaryota; Metazoa; Arthropoda; Insecta; Diptera; Chironomidae
Source: the annotation of a GenBank genome assembly